GACAAUGAUCAAGUUACACAAACAUAAAUAUUUGAUUGUUUGGCGUUCUAUGAAAAAAAUUGGCGAUUGUUUUCGUACAAGAGCUAAUUUGUAUACAACCUCGAUUAAAGAUAGAACAAUGGAUAAAAUUUCUCUGAGCGCUGAAAGAAUUGUCGGUUAUCAGACUAACUUGCUUCGCUGUCUUUUGAGUGAUGAGAUAUCUAGUGUCUUGGUGCAAAGUAAGAAAUUGGUAGGAUCAAGACAUCCCCUGUUAAAGACAGCGAGAAACUUUAUCUAUGACCGUGACGAGGGCUUAAAUUCUAUUGGGUUGAUAGUGUUAUUAAUUUCUCGAAGUGCGGAGAACUUAAUAAGGGGAUUUGAACCCUCUCCCCUGGGUCAAAAUCAUGUCAGUGGUGUACAGGAAAAACAACGCAAAUUAGCUGAAGUUGCUGAAAUGAUUAACACAGGGUAUGCAAUUCAUUUAGGUAUGGUGAAUAGCAGUCAGUUUCGAUCAUCAGAUGACAUAAAAACCAUGAACUUUGGCAACAAAAUUACUGUAUUAUCUGGCGAUUUUUUCCUAGCCAAAGCAUCCGUUGGACUAUCAGAGCUAGAGAACUCUAAAGUUGUAGAAAUUAUGGCAGAAAUUCUUAGUGAUAUUGUUGAAGGAGAAACAAUGAAAGACUAUAAACGUUUAAAUGAAACAAGCUUACAUGAUAUGAAUCAUCUUAUUUUUAAAUCUUCUGGUAGUCUACUUGCCAAGAGCUGCCUAUGUUCCCUCAUGUUAUGCCAAGUACCAAAAAAGCAACAAGAUGCGGCAUUUCAGUUUGGUAAAAAUUUAGCUUUCCUGCAGCAAAUACGCAAAGACUAUGAAGAGAUAAACACAAAACUUGAACAUAUUUCACUUCAGAACAUAUUUAUUGUGCAAAACAAACACUUAUUACCAUCAAAUGUUCAAGAGAAUCCUUUAAACACCAUAAUAACCAUAGACAGCAGCAUACAUAGAGACAAUAUGGACAUAAAAGGUGUUCUCAAACAUGCACAUGACUGUGGGGCUGCAGCUUUAGAUGGUCUUGAACAAUUUCCUCAAUCUGAAGCUAAAAGUUGUUUACAAAAUUUUGUACAACACUUGAUGCUUUUUAAAAUAUAAACAGUACAUUUUGGUUGUUAUUGCUCAAUUCACAUUUAAACAAAAUACAACAUUUAAAUACUUGGUGAAA
Messenger RNA from Xenia sp. Carnegie-2017, 1196 nucleotides. RefSeq names its product all trans-polyprenyl-diphosphate synthase PDSS2-like. Gene Ontology annotation, molecular function: prenyltransferase activity. Gene Ontology annotation, cellular component: transferase complex; mitochondrion. The coding region runs from base 5 to 1126 and encodes 373 amino acids. The record is from RefSeq and is a predicted model, not a curated record. Lineage: Eukaryota; Metazoa; Cnidaria; Anthozoa; Malacalcyonacea; Xeniidae. The transcript has 3 exons. Gene Ontology annotation, biological process: ubiquinone biosynthetic process; isoprenoid biosynthetic process.